Seminavis robusta is the source of this 5373-nucleotide messenger RNA. The record is from the annotation of a GenBank genome assembly. Lineage: Eukaryota; Bacillariophyta; Bacillariophyceae; Naviculales; Naviculaceae.
AUGGUACUGGCACCGGAAGACCGCUGCAACCGAAAUGACCCCGAGGAUGACAUUGAGAAUCAAAACCAUGAGCCCAUCAGUAAGGAGCAGCAAGACAAUGAGUCCACGCCGGCUGUAGGUUCCCACUGCCCAGUGCCAGUGAAAGACUUACAUAAUGAGUUUCAUGAUGCCUGUGACGAGAUAAUCGAGCAUGACCCUAAGGUCGUCGAAAGUGAGGAAGAGUUUGGCAGUGUCAGCUUCGAUGAAGAUGAAGACCUAACCAGUGGCGACAUCCAUUCUGGAAGGGAGGCAGCAAUUCACCAAAGCAUGUUUGACUUGGCUAUGGAUCAUGUCAGGAAUGGAUUCUUCCAGCAUAUCAUGGCCAUGCUGGCUGUGUGCUUCAAAUGCAUCAUGAGGAAAAUGAGGGGUGGAGAUUCUGAUGAACAGGUAGAUGCUGCCCUAGAGGUUGUUGAUAUCAUGGACCCAUCGACAGGCAAUCAGCUGGCAACUUCUCAGUUUGGCCAAACCACUCAGAUGGGCCAAAGUGGGGCUAGUGGUGGUGGGGCAUCGGGCACGGGAGGAGCUGGUGCCUCAACUAGUGCCAGUGUGGGAACUGCAUCCGGCACAGGAGCAGCCCAGGCAACUGCAGUAGUCAGCCAAAUGGCAACUCAGGCUGCGGUUAGUGCGGUAGGAGCCUCAGCCUCAGCAGCUUCUGCGGCAGCUGCCACGACUGCCAGUACAGCAACCACAGUUGUCAGUGCCAUAGCCUCUGCUAGUGCUGUAUCCCAAAUUGGGGUGACUGUUGGCAUUGCGGCUGUGGCAGCUGCCGCAGUGAGCAGUGGUGUAGUCAUAAACCAGGAAACCCGCUCAAAUGCUACUGCUCCUGUGGUGAAAGGCACAGAUUUUGUACCUCCAUCCUGUUCGCUUACCUCCCAGAUUAAGCAAGGUCUUGUGGAAUUGAAAAUUCAGGGUAUGCCAGAGGAUUCUUUGCCGCAGCACAGAGAGAAGAUAGAAGAGAUUUUUCGAGACCUCUACAACAAUAUCACAGGAAUGUGCUUGGAUCCUUUCUCGCGGGUAUUGCACAAGGCGGAGCUUCAAAAUUGGAGUACAGAGGACAGUGUGGUUUUCUUGGAAGAUGUUUCACAACAGUUCGCAACCGGGGCAUCUAACAAUGCAACCAAUGCGACACUGACACAGGUGAUUGUACCAGUUACCACAACAUCUUGGAUUGCCACUAUUGCUUGUGAUGGAUGUCCUGAUUAUGAGCCACUUUUCCAACUGCCGGAAGGUGGUGAGGAAGGUUCUGGUGGCACUAGCACAGGCAACAGCAACAUCAACAGCAAUAGUACAACCUUCAAACAAGCCAAUGCUUCUGCUGCUAUGAGUGGCAGAAACACCAGUAUGGCUCCCAGCCUGUCCAGACGCUUGCAGCUACAGACAACCAUCGAAGUAUCCCAGUUCUUUCCGUUGUUUGCUGCCUCCUUUGGUUACAAUAUUGAACCAGUGCUGACAACAUCAGGAGAUUCCCAAUCAGGAAGACAAAACUCCAUGCAGGAUGUUUUUGCCACCACCAAGGCAGUCUCCCCUUCAGAGAAUUCUGGAGAUCAGGCUGCGGUGAUUGUCCUGUCCAUAGGGCAAGAUACAAUUCAGCCAUUCAUUGAAACAGUUGAAAUGAACCAAGGGACGAUCAUGACUCCUUUCAUCUCAAAUGAGCUAUCGUCGCUCUCACAAUGUCUCUCAGAUGAGGUGGACCAAGAAGUUCACAAGGGAAUCGCAAAAGUUUGUGAUGACCUGAUGCAGCUCAUCACAGGUGAGAACAAUGAAGACAGAGCACCCAUAAAUCUGGAUGCCUUGGCUGCAUGCCUGGAGACCCCAACCAACCCAUCUUGCCAAGACAUUCUGACCACUGCUCUAGAAACUGUUGCUAACAACAAAGCGGACUCGGUUGAUGAAGCUUCUCUUUCUGGAGAAGCUGAUGAAUCCAACAUUUCUGGAAGCUUAGGGGAAGAACCAACUGGAAGCAGCCCCUCAUCAAUCACGGAGAAUCUGGGAGAAGAAGUACCCAACAAGAUGCCAAUUGUAGCUGGAACUUCUGAUGGAGGAGAAAGUCCAGUUGCAGCAGGUAUGGAUUCUGUUGUAGGAAUACUUCCCUCUUCACAGGAAUUGACAAGCCAGACAGGACCUGUUGGAGCUCCUGGCAGUCAGGAGUCUUCUACGUCUAACUCAAAUGGGCUUGGUGCCCCCACAACUGCAGGCGGCCCAUUGGAGUAUCCUACUCAAGUUUUGGAUGUGGCUUCCAGCCCCUCUGGCUCAAGCCCAGUGGAGGUUAUCACUCCUACAGACACAGCUAGUUCGCCAUCAGCAAUCGCGGCCUCCAAUCCAUUAGGUUCUACAAUCCCAAGCGGUUUUCUUUCACCAACUGCAUCAUUUCAGCCAACAGUGGUUAAACCAAAUGCAAUUUCUUGGAUGGUUGAUGUUAUUCAAGCAGGCCCAACAGUUUCAGAUCCAUCUAUACCGAGUGCUGUUGUUCCCACCACAAGUAAAAUCUACAAACCUAGCUCCGUCCAGGCACACCCAGCAAUUGCCCCAUCAUUGUUGGCACCAAACAUGUCCCCCACUCUGUUCGACUCACACAUAAUUGCCAGUCCAUCAGCUGUGCCACUUCAAGUUGCAUCAACCCCAAGCAAAGGUGGGACUCUGACACCUAGCAAAGAUGGGACUCUGACACCUAGCAAAGAUGGGACUCUGACACCGAGUACAAGGGGAACUCUGACAUCAAGUACUGCCAUAGGACUUCUGGCUUUUUCAAACAGAGAAGGAAGCUUCUCAACAUUGUCCCUUACCCAAAAUACCCCAGUUCCAGUUGCCACUGUCAGUUUGUCACCUGCUUCAGUGAUUGGGCUCAAUUCCUUUUCCAAUAACCAGGGUGUGGCACCACCUUCAUCUCAAGGUGACAAUCAUGAUCGAACACCACAACCGAAUAUUGUUCCAACAAAACUUCCCACACCACCACAAUCAUUACAAGGCACCGAGACACCCUCAUCAAUGCCAACAAGCAAAUCAACAAUGGGGCCCUCUACAUUGCUCACACAACAAGCAACAUUCCAAACAACAGCCCUGCCUACACUCCAGCCAACAGAGGAUCCAACAGAAGAGCCAACACAUGAACCAACAACAGAACCAACCCUCCAGCCAACAGAAGAGCCAACGCUUCAACCAACAACAGAGCCAACGCUUCAACCAACACUCAAUCCAACGGAAGAGCAAUCUCCCUUUCCAACAGUUUCAUCCGGAAGACCCAGUGGCAGUCCCACGAGUUCUCCUACCAAUGGACCAACAAAGGGACCAUCACUGCCACCAAUCCCCAAUCCUACUCCUAUGCCAGAUGCUCCUUCGGGUCAGCUCACUGCUAGCCCCACUGAUGCACCCACUGGAACACCAUCCAUUAUUCCAUCGCUGGCUCCAAGUAUCACUUGCAAUGAUAUAUCUAUCACAAAUGAAAGGAACUAUUAUGUUUACUUUGCUGGUGAUGUUACAACAAUUUCUGAUCAAGAUCUUGCAAUAGCAUUCUCCUCUGGCUACAAUUCUCUUUCAAAGAAUUCAUGUGCAGAAGACCUCAAUCUUGUUGUCCCAGCCAGGCGUUUCACAAGAAGAAGGCUCCAGCAAUCACCAUCAGCUGUGAUUGAAUUCAUUGUUCGAACUAGGCAGCUAUCCAUUGGAAGUCUAUUUCGCACAUUGGAUGAUUCCACAGCUUUCAUGGGGGGUUUCAACAGUGGUAUGCAAGGGAAUGCUGCUGUAGCAAUUAGAGUGAGUGACACUCUUGAAAUAGGUACUCCCACAAGGUCUCCAACCCCAUCACCAACUAGUUUUCCCACUGGAUCCACAACUAUGCCAACCACAAUAUCACUAACAGAUUCACCAACCAGAAUCCCUCCAACUUCUCUACCGACGGUUACGUCUGGUGCACCGACUGUCAGUCCUGCUGAGCCCCCAACAGCAGCACCCACAGUCGCUUCCACAAUGUCUCCUACAGGCACCCCCACCCCCAUCCCAACAGUUACUCCGGAAACCCCUAGCAUCACUCCCGUCAAAGCUCCAGCCGAUCAACCCACAGAAGUCCCAUACCAUGCUCCAUCAGCACCCCCGACAGCAAAGACAACCAAGUUGCCCAGUACGAUGCCAUCAAUGGCUCCUUCAAAUGUGCCAUCGAACAUGACAUCCCAACCACCAACUAUGUCUCCAACCAAAGCCCCCACUAAAGCACCAAGCAACUCCCUUACUAAGGUGCCUACCAUGCAUCCUGCAAAUUUUCCUACAGAUAAAUCUGCUGAAGCUCCCACUGAGUUUCCCACAAUUUUACCAACCAGAGACCCUACCAAUGUACCGACGGAAAAUCCCACAAAGGUUCCUAACACAUCCCCAACCAUGGCACCAACCAAAUCUCCAGCAACACAGGUUCCAACCAAGGCUCCCACGAAUUCACCUUCCAAGGUGCCCACCAAACAACCUAAUCAAGCUCCAAUCAUGGUUCCUACAAAAGUUCCUACAAAAGUGCCUACUGUAGGAGCUACAGAACCUCCAACAGAACGACCCAGUCAAGCCCCAACCGUGUCUCCAGUAAUAGUGCCUACUGUUGCUCCUACCAAAGUUCCUACCAAAUUGCCCAAUCAAGCCCCAACCACAGCUCCUGCAAAAGUGCCUACUGGAGCUCCUACCAAAGAUCCCACCAGGUCACCCAGCAGAGCACCAACCAAAGCUCCUGCGCUGCUCCCCACAAGUUCUCCUACAGAAUUUCCCACAAAGUCACCAAGCCAAGUCCCAACCAUAGCUCCAACUAAGGUGCCUAGUAAGGGGCCCACCAAAGCUCCUAACAGUGCACCAACUGUUACCUCAAGUGCACCAACUGUUACCUCAAGUACACAGCCAAGUGUGAACCGAAGUUUUUCCCCUACCCAGAGUAGCACUUCACCCAGUGAAAGUCCCAGUUCAAAUCCAAGUUCAAAUCCAAGUUUUAAGCCAAGCAGGAUACCAAGUGAAAAUCCCAGUCUCAAUACCAAGCUUCGGUCCAAGCAUGCAUCCCAGCUCAAGGCCAAGCAUGCAACCCAGUUCGAGGCCAAGCAUGCAACCCAGUUCGAGGCCAAGCAUGCAACCCAGUUCGAGGCCAAGCACGUUGCCGAGCGCAUCUCCCAGCUUGAAACCAAGCGCGUUACCCAGCUCAUUACCGUCACCAAUACCAAGUGGGAGUCCAAGCCAGGUACCAAGUGGUGCUCCAAGUAUUUCUCCCAGUGCAUUGCUCAGCUCAAUACCAAGCUUCGGUCCAAGCAUACAUCCCAGCUCAAGGCCAAGCGUGCAUCCCAGUUCGAGGCCAAGUGUGUUACCAAGUGCAUCUCCUAG